GGUAAGAAGGGCGCUGGAAAGGGCAAGAACACAAAGACCUUCCGCGGCCACGCCGCAACCAAGGCGGGCGAGCCCAUAUGCUUUCGCUUCAAUCAGUCUGAGGGCUGCGCCAUUCCGUCUUGCAAGUUCAAGCACGUUUGCAGUCACUGCUUUGACGUCAAUCACAACUUUAUUGGAUGCCCCAAGCGGCGGCCUGCGGCAGACACCGCGGGGAAGCACUGA
Messenger RNA from Symbiodinium pilosum, 222 nucleotides. NCBI's taxonomy places the organism in Eukaryota, Dinophyceae, Suessiales, Symbiodiniaceae. The record is from the annotation of a GenBank genome assembly.